Messenger RNA from Fusarium poae, 567 nucleotides. It is a transcript of the gene DPH4, whose product is annotated as Diphthamide biosynthesis protein 4. Gene Ontology annotation, biological process: protein histidyl modification to diphthamide. The transcript has a single exon. The coding region runs from base 1 to 567 and encodes 188 amino acids. Gene Ontology annotation, molecular function: metal ion binding. The record is from RefSeq and is a predicted model, not a curated record. NCBI's taxonomy places the organism in Eukaryota, Fungi, Ascomycota, Sordariomycetes, Hypocreales, Nectriaceae.
AUGGCAUCUUCACAGUCUGUGUCUGUAUCUGCAGACACAGCCACACACUACCAAGUCCUCAACAUCACACCUGCUCUCCUCGACACACAACAUGACUCUACACCCCUCAUAAAGCGCGCCUAUCAUCGGGCCCUCCUCCGCAACCACCCAGACAAAGUCGCAAACUCAGAUCCAUCAUCAUUUUUCUUCACUGUUGAUCAGAUCAGCACCGCACUCAACGUCCUCUCCAGCCCUUCUGCUCGCGCCGCAUACGACGCCGCACUACGAGUGUCUCGUCCGACUGGGGUGACUGGUCAGGAUGGCUCCUUUCAGACGGGCGUGGAAAACGUCGAUCUGGAUGAUUUAGCUUUUGACGAAGACCAGGAGUGCUGGUAUCGUCCUUGUCGCUGUGGAAAUGAGCACAGUUACGAGUUUCGUGAAGCAGACUUGGAGGAAGUGAGCGAUGAGGGCGAGCUCGUGGUUGGCUGCCUUGAUUGUAGUUUGUGGCUGCGGGUUCACUUUGCUGUACUGGAUGAAGACGAAGAUGACACACAACCUUCAGUUACUACUACUAAAGAGAAAUUUUGA